CCUCCAGCCGCCAUGGUGAACAGAUAACCUGCCCGGCCGUCCUGACACCAUGGGUGCCUGCUUCUGCAAAGGUCACAAAGAGCUCCACCGUCCCAUGACAGCUCAGCAGGACCGCACUGGGGAGGGUCAGGAGGGUCAGCCGUCCUCCGUCCAGGAUGGUCAGAAUCCCUCCAAUGGCAGCGUUGCAGAUAAAACCAGCGGCUACGACAUCGGCGAGCUGGCCACCUCCUCUUUAGUGGGUCUGGUGGCCACGAUAAAGGAGCAUAUUACCAAGCCGACGGCGAUGGCCCAGGGCCGAGUUGCUCACCUGAUUGAGUGGAAGGGUUGGGGUGGAGGCGGCGAGGCCAGGGGAGGUUGGAACGGGGCCUGGGGUAAAGGAGGUGGAGGCUGGGGGGGCAUGGGGGCCGAGCUGCAGGAGGAUGAACAAUUCUACUCCCAAAUGACGGACGAGAUAAAGGAAGCUCGCUUUGCUGCAGGAGUGGCAGAGCAGUUCGCCCUGGCUGAGGCAGCCAUGAAUGUGUGGUCCAUGAACGACAGCUUCGAGCAGCCCUCCACCAGCUUGCAAGCCACACAAAGCCACUUCUUGUCUCAGUUCCUGCUGGACGCCGGGAGCGUCAGUGUUCCCCAGCACCUGUACAGCAUCCACGCCCAGGCAUACGGUGACAGCAGGGCGGCCCACCUGGUGGACUCCAUUUCCCCGAUGUCCAGCGCUCAGCAGGACAGAGAUCGUCCCUUUGCGGACAGAAGCGCUGCGACUGCAGAGGCUGCCGUCCGACACGUAGACAGCAGCUCGCUCUCAGAGGAUGACGUUUUUUAUAACUAG
Messenger RNA from Chelmon rostratus (copperband butterflyfish), 823 nucleotides. It is a transcript of the gene fam131c, whose product is annotated as family with sequence similarity 131 member C. The record is from RefSeq and is a predicted model, not a curated record. NCBI's taxonomy places the organism in Eukaryota, Metazoa, Chordata, Actinopteri, Chaetodontiformes, Chaetodontidae. The transcript has 6 exons. The coding region runs from base 50 to 823 and encodes 257 amino acids.